AUGGAAGAGAAGAAUGGGAGUUCUUCCACUGGGUUCAUCCUACUGGGUUUCUCUGACAGGCCUCAGCUGGAGCUAGUCCUCUUUGUGGUUCUUGUCGUCUUCUACAGCCUCACUUUGCUGGGGAACACAACCAUCAUUGCGCUGUCCCACCUGGACCCCAAUCUCCACACCCCCAUGUACUUUUUCCUCUCCAACCUGAGCUUUCUGGACCUGUGUUACACGACCAGUGUUGUCCCCCAGUUCCUGGUGAACCUCAGUGGAGCAGACAAGUCCAUCUCGUAUGGCGGGUGUGUAGCUCAGCUCUACAUUUUUCUGGGGCUGGGGUGCACAGAAUGCAUCCUCUUGGGCGUGAUGGCAUUUGACCGCUACGCGGCGGUUUGCAGGCCCCUCCACUACACUGUGAUCAUGCACCCCCGUCUCUGCUCCCUGAUGGCGUCUGCCUCGUGGGCCUUUGGCUUUUCCAACUCAUUACUGCAGACAGUGCUCACCUUCCUCCUGCCACUUUGUGGGAGAAAUAAAGUAGACCACUUCCUUUGUGAGAUCCCUGCGCUGCUCAAGCUUGCCUGUGUCGACAUCACUAAGACUCAGUCUGAGAUGUUCUUUGUGAGCGUCAUCAUUCUUCUCAUUCCUGUUUCGUUAAUCAUGUUCUCCUAUGGUCGUAUUGUCAGGGCUGUCUUACGGAUAAAGUCAGCAGCUGGGCAGGGAAAAGCGUUCGGGACAUGUGGGUCCCACUUCCUGGUGGUCUCCCUGUUCUAUGGCACGGCUAUUUAUGCUUACCUGCAGCCCACCAAUAACUACUCUCGUGAUCAGGGCAAGUUCACAACUCUCUUUUAUGGCGUCAUUACUCCCAUGAUGAACCCCCUCAUAUACACUCUGCGGAACAAGGAUGUGAAGGGAGCUGUGAAGAGGGUGCUUUGGAAGGACUCUGGCUCCAGAUGA
Molecule: messenger RNA, 939 nt
Organism: Condylura cristata (star-nosed mole)
Lineage: Eukaryota; Metazoa; Chordata; Mammalia; Eulipotyphla; Talpidae
Product: putative olfactory receptor 2B8
Exons: 1
Coding region: 1-939 (312 amino acids)
Biological process (GO): G protein-coupled receptor signaling pathway
Cellular component (GO): membrane
Molecular function (GO): G protein-coupled receptor activity; olfactory receptor activity
Source: RefSeq, a predicted model, not a curated record